UUAGCCAGGUCUGCGCGUGAGCGAGCACGCGCUCCGACAGGACAGGACAGGACUGGACUAGAGGAGAGAGAGAGCGAGAGAGAGCGCAACGGCGGCAGAAAGCAACCAGUCAUGUAAUCAACAAAGAAAAAAUAACUUGCACAAGAAAGAAGUACUGCAGUUUUUCUACACGGAGAGUGUCGAAAACGGGUGGGGAAGGGAGGGUUCCCUUCUUACUUUCCCCCUUUUACGUUUUUAAGCAAAAUGAUGGCGGCGGACGACGGCAGUGAGGAGACGGGUUCGGUUUCGGCGGGGACAGGACUUGCAGGCGGAGGAGGCCCCGAGACGGCCCAUUUUCCGUUCUCUACCAAGCCGAGGUUGCAGAUCAUUGAUUCCGGCCCAGGGGCAGCUCAGAACCUCCGCCACUCACCGGACACGCCGCCGGACAACACACACUCAGAGAUACUAUUGUGUUCGGUGACUGGAGGGGAUUUAGUGGGAUCAGCUCUGUCCACCACUGGGAGUGGCAAUAGUAGUGGGCACGCUGCGUUUGGGACGAGCUCUGGAACUGGGAGUGGAGCGUCCCUCUCCCCUUCGGAGGGAUUGGCCAGUUGCAUGUCGCCCACCUCCGGGAGUCCGGACGGGACUAGUGGCUUUCCCCCAUUGCCACCGCCUCCGCUGCCCUCCAUUUGCGGGACACUUGGCACGGUGGAUGAAAGCGAUGCGUUGGAUGGGCAGGAAUACGAGGAAGAGGAGGUGGCAUUCCCACUUACCGCUCCGCCUACGAAUCAGUGGUAUCACGGGAAGCUGGACCGGACGAUCGCGGAGGAGCGGCUGCGGCAGGCCAGGACGCCGGGCAGCUACCUCAUCAGGGAGAGCGACCGGCGGCCCGGCUCCUUCGUCCUGUCCUUCCUCAGCAUGACCAGCGUGGUCAACCACUUCAGGAUAAUUGCGAUGUGCGGGGACUAUUACAUUGGCGGACGGCGGUUCUCGUCCCUGUCGGACCUGAUAGGCUAUUACAGCUACGUGUCCUGUCUGCUGAAGGGGGAAAAGCUGCUGUCGCCCGUGGCUCCUCCAGAGCCCGUGGAGGACCGGCGGAGGGUUCGAGCCAUCCUCCCGUACACCAAAGUGCCAGACACCGACGAGAUCAGUUUUCUGAAGGGGGACAUGUUUAUUGUUCACAAUGAACUGGAGGAUGGAUGGAUGUGGGUAACCAAUGUGCGCACCGAGGAGCAGGGCCUGAUUGUGGAGGACCUGGUGGAGGAGGUGGGUAGAGAAGAGGAUCCACACGAGGGCAAAGUGUGGUAUCAUGGGAAGAUCAACAAACAGGAAGCGUACAACCUGCUGAUGACAGUCGGGCAAGUCAGCGGUUUUCUGGUGAGGCCGUCAGACAGCACGCCAGGGGACUACUCCCUGUUCUUCCGCACCAGCGAGAACAUCCAGCGCUUCAAAAUAUGCCCCACGUCCAACAACCAGUUCAUGAUGGGAGGGAGGUACUACAACAGUAUUGAUGACAUCAUCGACCAUUACAAAAAGGAACAAAUUGUUGAGGGGUAUAACUUGAAAGAUGCAGUAUCAGUCCAGCACCAGGAACAAGUUCUGUCUGACGUGGUGGACGGAAGAGAAAUCUAUAACACUAUCCGACGGAAAACGAAAGACGCGUUCUACAAAAACAUCGUCAAAAAAGGCUACCUCCUAUUUAACAAAGGUAAAGGAAAGCGGUGGAAGAACCUGUACUUCAUCCUGGAGGGAAACGACGCGCAGCUCAUCUACUUCGAGAGCGAGAAGCGCGCCACCAAGCCCAAGGGGCUGAUCGACCUGAGCGUGUGCUCCGUGUACGGCGUCCACGACAGCAUGUUUGGCAGGCCAAACUGUUUCCAGAUUGUAGUUCAGCACUUUAGCGAGGAGCAGUACAUCUUCUACUUCGCUGGAGAGACUCCAGAACAGGCACAGGACUGGAUGAAGUGCCUGCAGACCUUCUGCAGUAAUCUGAGGAAGCCCACUCAGCCGUCCUCAAACAAGCGCCUUCGCCAGGUGAGCAGCUUAGUCCUGAACGUGGAGGAGGCCCACAAGCUCCCAGGAAAACAUUUCACCCACCCCUACUGCAACAUCUACCUGAACAGUGUGCAGGUGGCCAAGACCCACCCCAGAGAGGGCCAGAACCCCGUGUGGACAGAGGAGUUCAUUUUUGACGACCUGUCCAGUGAAAUCAACAGGUUUGAAAUCAGCCUGAGCAACAAGUCCAAGAAGAGCAAAGAGAGUGAUAUCCUGUUCAUGCGGUGUCAGCUGAACCGGCUUCAGAGGGGCCAGAUGAUUGACGAGUGGUUCCCCCUCAGCUCCCAUGUCCCCCUGAAGGGCAUCGAACCCGGCUCCCUCCGAGUCCGGGCGCGCUACUCCAUGGAGAAGAUCAUGCCAGAGGAGGAGUACAACGAAUUCAAGGAGCUGGUCCUGCUGAAGGAGUUCCACGUCAUCUACGCUCUGGCCCACGUGUGCGGACAGGACCGCACCCUGCUGGCCAGCAUCCUGCUCAGAAUAUUCCGGCACGAGAAGAUGGAGGCGCCGCUGCUGAGGACGCUGAACGAGCGGGAGAUCAGCGUGGAGGAUGAGGCGACGACGCUCUUCCGGGCCACCACCCUGGCCAGCACGCUGAUGGAGCAGUACAUGAAGGCCACGGCCACGCCCUUCGUCCACCACGCCCUCAAAGACUCCAUCCUGAAGAUCAUGGAGUGCAAGCAAUCCUGCGAGCUGAAUCCCUCCAAACUGGAGAAGAAUGAAGACGUGAGCCUGAAUCUGGCGUACCUCCUCAACAUCCUGUCCGAGCUGGUGGAGAAGAUAUUCAUGGCUGCAGAGAUCCUUCCGCCGACAUUGAGGUUCAUUUAUGGGUGUUUACAGAAGUCUGUGCAGGAGAAGUGGCCCAGAAACACCACCAUGAGGACUCGAGUCGUGAGUGGUUUUGUCUUCCUGCGUCUCAUCUGCCCUGCGAUCCUCAACCCAAGGAUGUUCAACAUAAUCGCUGACCCGCCGUCCUCCACGGCCGCACGGACGCUCACGCUCGUCGCCAAGUCUGUCCAGAACCUGGCGAACCUGGUGGAGUUCGGUGCCAAGGAACCCUACAUGGAAGGGGUUAAUCCUUUCAUCAAGAACAACAAGCACCGAAUGAUCAUGUUUUUAGAUGAACUGGGGAACGUCCCUGAUCUUCCAGACACUACAGAGCACUUUAGAACCGAUCUGUCCCGUGACCUCGCAGCCCUGCACGAGAUCUGUGUGAGCCACUCAGACGAGCUCCGCACCCUGAGCAACGACCGGGGAGCGCAGCAGCACGUCCUGAAAAAGCUCUUGGCAAUCACAGAGCUCCUCCAGCAGAAACAGGUUCACUAUGCCAUGUCCAACAGCAACAGGUAGUUAGCCUUUCCACGGAGUCACACAUGGGAUCCAGCAUGCUCCGCCUCCAUCGCCAAGGCAACUCAAGUCAGCCCCUCCUCCAUCCAUCCAUCCAUCCUCCUCCUCCAUCCUCCUCCAUCUCCCAGCGCACCUCUGCCACAUUGUCUGUGCCAUGCGUGCCGUGAACCCGCUACGAAGCCCUACGCGAACGCAGAAACCCCGCCUCCCUCCAGAGCCGACCCGUCCCCCUCCCAGCGUGUCGGCUUGGGUCGCCAUGCUAACGGAUCUCGGUCGUGGGUGCGCGCUUCUUUUGCUCCGCAGAGAAAAAUCCCCCUCUCUCUGCGCCUGAGAAGACCUGGUUAUUUUCAGCACCGAUUGCCAAAGUACCCGUCUGCCUGCGCGGGUAGUCCCCCGAUGAGAAGAGGCGACAGCGGCCACUCGUAUAACUGGAUAAUGGGGUGCCAUGCUUUUUUACUGUAAUCUGUGACUGAUUUGUUUUACGGUUAUGACAAUAUACACCAAGUGCUGAAAACCGUCUUUCCUGUCUAAUUGUAUGUAGUAUUUUGUUCCGACUUUGCAGUAUGUAGGAAAGAUUUGUUGCACAAAGGAGAAAAAAAAAGGUUAUUUUAUACCAGAAUAUAAAUUCUCUUGGCUGGAAUCACGAGCAUACAAUAGAGGUUUGUGUUCUUCCCCUUUUUUUAAAAAUUCUACCAUUAAUUUUGUUUUUGAUUGUUUUCUGUUUGGUUCAGUCUUCCUUGAAACUUCUCAGUACCAGACAAGACACAUAAUCAAUGCAGAUACAAAAACAAAGAAAAGCAAAGUCCAGUGUUUUCAGCCAUAAAAGUUUUUGAAUAAAACAAAUUGUAUCAGGAAUGCAUGCACUUAUUAAACCAUUUUUUGUAAAGUA
Messenger RNA from Anguilla rostrata (American eel), 4267 nucleotides. It is a transcript of the gene rasa1b, whose product is annotated as RAS p21 protein activator (GTPase activating protein) 1b. The record is from RefSeq and is a predicted model, not a curated record. Gene Ontology annotation, biological process: regulation of GTPase activity. The transcript is spliced from 26 exons. Bases 244 to 3381 code for a protein of 1045 amino acids. Lineage: Eukaryota; Metazoa; Chordata; Actinopteri; Anguilliformes; Anguillidae. Gene Ontology annotation, molecular function: protein binding.